CUUAUUUUGAAAAAAUGCGUUUAGAAGUGUAGAUGUAAUUUUAUUUUUGGCACUUAUUUAAUAAAUAUAUAAAUUGUGGUCUUAUCUGACAAUGGAUCUCAGUAAUAACGAAAAUGAUUCAUACGACUACGACACGCCUUCGGAUACGGAUCAUGAGUCUAGCCAUGUAGCAGGACAUGGCCGAGCUUCCAGUGGGUCGCAAACAUCACGUGGAAGUGAUGGCUCAUCUUAUCAGCGCAACAGUCAAGUGUACCAACAGCAGAUAUCAGGUUCCUCCUCUGCAGGAGGUGAUAGACCACCUGAUGUUACUGGUAUCGGUGAUACUGUAGAUGCUGGAAAUAAUUCAUCAAGCUGGUCUUCUGCGCCGAAAAUGGAAAGCAAACAUUCUACAGUAAGCAGCGGCAGCAGUCGUGGUACUCUGCUUCCGUGGUGCGCUGGUGCGAAUCGAGAGCGCGUUGCUUUGGUUACGCCUGUGCAAACUGAAUCUUCAGCGGGAUCUGAUCUUUUGCCAGGAGAGUUUGUUAUGAGAUCUUUGUUUGCUGAUUUUGCAAUUCAAGCCGAUCGCAAAAUGGAAACUGUUAUGGCUGAACCACCGGAAAGACCUAUAUCAAAAGUUUUACAACGUGGAGAGGAUCCUCAAUUUGAUCAAUUGUUGAGUGCUUUUGGAUCUGUUGCGGAGCACUGUCUGCCUUCGUUAUUGCGUGCACUGUUCGGUUGGUAUGAACGUCAGAUGGCCCAAGGCGGCGCUACUGAACAGAAAAAAGUUGACCAGAAAGGAAAAAGUAUUAUGUACAGUAUUGUAUCAGGUCCACCUGAACCUGUUGAGAGAAGUGAGGCUGAUAUACAAAUGGAGAGAAGAGACUUAGCUGUAGAAUUUUUAUUCUGCUUAGCACUCAUCGAAGUGUUGAAGCAAUUACCAUUUCAUCCAGGGCAUGAAGAUCUCAUUACUUAUAUUGAACAAAUUUCCUUUAAACAUUUUAAAUAUAGGGAAGGUAUACAAUCGGGACCAAAUGCCGCAAACAUACAUAUCAUAGCUGAUUUAUAUGCAGAAGUUGUAGGAGUACUGGCACAAAGCCGAUUCAUGUCUGUUAGAAAACAUUUUAUGAAUGAGUUGAAAGAACUACGUACCAAAGAAGCUAGUCCAACAACUACACAGUCUAUCAUAUCUUUACUCAUGGGUAUGAAAUUUUUUAGAGUCAAGAUGGUUCCCAUUGAAGAAUUUGAAGCCAGUUUUCAAUUUAUGCAAGAGUGUGCGCAAUAUUUUCUUGAAGUGAAAGAUAAAGAUGUGAAACAUGCAUUGGCUGGACUCUUUGUAGAAAUUUUAGUUCCAGUUGCUGCGGCUGUUAAAAAUGAAGUUAAUGUGCCUUGUCUUAAAAAUUUUGUAGACAUGCUAUACUCGCAAACCUUGGAUGCCAGUACUAAAUCAAAGCAUCGGCUGGCACUUUUUCCAUUAGUCACUUGUUUACUCUGUGUUAGUCAGAAGACUUUCUUUUUAGCAAAUUGGCACUACUUUUUAGCUAUGUGUUUAUCAAAUUUGAAGAAUAGAGAUCAAAAAAUGUGUCGAGUGGCAUUAGAGUCACUAUAUCGUCUUUUAUGGGUGUACAUGAUUCGUAUAAAAUGCGAAAGCAAUCAAGCAACUCAAUCGAGAUUACAAAGCAUUGUCAAUUCUCUAUUUCCUAAAGGAUCAAAAGCUGUGGUACCUCGUGAUACACCCUUAAAUAUUUUUGUGAAAAUUAUUCAAUUUAUAGCCCAAGAACGAUUAGAUUUUGCUAUGAAAGAAAUUGUUUUUGAUUUGUUAUCAGUAGGAAGAACCAUCAAAAUAAUUCUUACUCCUGAGCGAAUGAGUAUAGGUUUGAGAUCAUUUUUGGUGGUUGCAGAUAGCUUGCAACAAAAGGAAGGUGAACCGCCAAUGCCUAGAACAAUGGGAGUAUUACCCUCUGGAAAUACUCUUAGGGUAAAGAAAACAUUUUUAAAUAAAAUGUUGACAGAAGAUACUGCCAGAAGUAUUGGUAUGAAUAGCUAUUUUUCACAUGUGAGAAGAGUCUUUGUUGACAUUUUAAGAGCUCUAGAUGUUCAAUAUGGAAGACCAUUAAUGAUGACAAAUACUCAGAAUGUUAACAAAGAACCAGAUGAAAUGAUUACAGGCGAGAGAAAACCCAGGAUCGACUUGUUUAGAACUUGUGUUGCGGCUGUACCUAGACUAAUACCGGAUGGUAUGACUGGUGCUGAAUUGGUUGAUUUAUUAGCUCGCCUGACUGUACAUUUGGAUGAAGAAUUGAGGGUUUUGGCUUAUCAAAGUUUACAGACUUUGGUGCUUGAUUUUCCUGAUUGGAGACAGGACGUUAUAUGUGGUUUCACACAGUUUCUGGCUAGAGAUGUUUUGGAUACUUUUCCACAGCUUGUUGAUAAUGGUCUAAGAAUGUUACUACAACUCUUAACCAGCUGGAAAAAUGCUCUAACCAGUGUCGCGGCAAAUGCUUCUGCUAGAGCUAAAGAAAGCCCAGAGUCUAAUGGAUCUAAAAAAAUAGAUAUUAAAGUUGAACCAGCAUCUUCAAUACUCCAUAUGGUUGAAGGAUUUGCUUUAGUUAUGUUAUGCAACUGCAGAGUGUUCCCAAGGAAAUUAGCUGUACACAUAUUACGCGAGGCAAAAAUGCUUUUAAAAGCACUCUGUAUCACAGAAGAAGAUCAGGCUGUCAUUGAUGUUAUAGACAAGUGCUGCCCACAAGUUAUAGAAAAAUUACUUCCUAGUUUACCAGCUGCAGAAAAAACUGCUGCAUUAGCUGCUUCGACCAUAGACUUACAGUGGAUUGCCGAUAGAAGUGCCUCCGUAUGGACUGCUGAUGAUUCAUGUAAUUAUAAAAACCAAAGAAUGUGGUAGAUAGCCCUUUAUUGAAACUCAUAAUUUGAUGUCCUUUUAGGUAACGCAAAUCGAUCAACGACUUCGUUGAAUUCAGGUGCCAUGGAUCCUUGGAGUGCUUGCUUAUUUGCUUUCCUUGAGCGUGGACGAGUCCUUACACAUUGCCCUCUUGCUGUGACCCAUUCAUGGCCAUUUGUUUUCGGCAGAGUUACUACUCUUUUCACGGUUGUCGAUCCAACCCCUGUGUCAGACAACAGAGCUUCAUUGUUAAGAAGUAGUGCCGUUCCUCGACGUCCAGUUACCGAACGCGACGUUUACAUGCAUCUUUGGAAGAAUUAUGUUACUUUUGCAUACCGAGUGGUACCUCCUGCUCCUUGUCCGAGCGUGAGGUGCGCCUCACCUGACUUAAGUCUCAGAUAUAGGGAAGGUAUACAAUCGGGACCAAAUGCCGCAAACAUACAUAUCAUAGCUGAUUUAUAUGCAGAAGUUGUAGGAGUACUGGCACAAAGCCGAUUCAUGUCUGUUAGAAAACAUUUUAUGAAUGAGUUGAAAGAACUACGUACCAAAGAAGCUAGUCCAACAACUACACAGUCUAUCAUAUCUUUACUUAUGGGUAUGAAAUUUUUUAGAGUCAAGAUGGUUCCAAUUGAAGAAUUUGAAGCCAGUUUUCAAUUUAUGCAAGAGUGUGCGCAAUAUUUUCUUGAAGUGAAAGAUAAAGAUGUGAAACAUGCAUUGGCUGGACUGUUUGUAGAAAUUUUAGUUCCAGUUGCUGCGGCUGUUAAAAAUGAAGUUAAUGUGCCUUGUCUUAAAAAUUUUGUAGACAUGCUAUACUCACAAACCUUGGAUGCCAGUACUAAAUCAAAGCAUCGCUUGGCACUUUUUCCAUUAGUCACUUGUUUACUCUGCGUUAGUCAGAAGACUUUCUUUUUAGCAAAUUGGCACUAUUUUUUAGCUAUGUGUUUAUCAAAUUUGAAGAAUAGAGAUCAAAAAAUGUGUCGAGUCGCAUUAGAGUCACUAUAUCGUCUUUUAUGGGUGUACAUGAUCCGUAUAAAAUGCGAAAGCAAUCAAGCAACUCAAUCGAGAUUACAAAGCAUUGUCAAUUCUCUAUUUCCUAAAGGAUCAAAAGCUGUGGUACCUCGUGAUACGCCUUUGAAUAUUUUUGUGAAAAUUAUUCAAUUCAUAGCUCAAGAACGAUUAGAUUUUGCUAUGAAAGAAAUUGUUUUUGAUUUGUUAUCAGUAGGAAGAACCAUCAAAAUAAUUCUUACUCCUGAGCGAAUGAGUAUAGGUUUGAGAUCAUUUUUGGUGGUUGCAGAUAGCUUGCAACAAAAGGAAGGUGAACCGCCAAUGCCUAGAACAAUGGGAGUAUUACCCUCUGGAAAUACUCUUAGGGUAAAGAAAACAUUUUUAAAUAAAAUGUUGACAGAAGAUACUGCCAGAAGUAUUGGUAUGAAUAGCUAUUUUUCACAUGUGAGAAGAGUCUUUGUUGACAUUUUAAGAGCUCUAGAUGUUCAAUAUGGAAGACCAUUAAUGAUGACAAAUACUCAGAAUGUUAACAAAGAACCAGAUGAAAUGAUUACAGGAGAGAGAAAACCUAGGAUCGACUUGUUUAGAACUUGUGUUGCAGCUGUACCUAGACUGAUACCGGAUGGUAUGACUGGUGCUGAAUUGGUUGAUUUAUUAGCUCGCCUGACUGUACAUUUAGAUGAAGAAUUAAGGGUAUUGGCUUAUCAAAGUUUACAGACAUUGGUGCUUGAUUUUCCUGAUUGGAGACAGGACGUUAUAUGUGGUUUCACACAGUUUUUGGCUAGGGAUGUUUUGGAUACUUUUCCGCAGCUUGUUGAUAAUGGUCUAAGAAUGUUACUACAACUCUUAACUAGCUGGAAAAAUGCUUUAACCAGUGUCGCUGCAAAUGCUUCUGCUAGAGCUAAAGAAAGCCCAGAAUCUAAUGGAUCUAAAAAAAUAGAUAUUAAAGUAGAACCAGCAUCUUCAAUACUCCAUAUGGUUGAAGGAUUUGCUUUAGUUAUGUUAUGCAACUGCAGAGUAUUUCCAAGGAAAUUAGCUGUACACAUAUUACGCGAGGCGAAAAUGCUUUUAAAAGCACUCUGUAUCACAGAAGAAGAUCAGGCUGUCAUUGAUGUUAUAGACAAGUGCUGCCCACAAGUUAUAGAAAAAUUACUUCCUAGUUUACCAGCUGCAGAAAAAACUGCUGCAUUAGCUGCUUCGACCAUAGACUUACAGUGGAUUGCUGAUAGAAGUGCCUCCGUAUGGACUGCUGACGAUUCAUGUAACGCAAAUCGUUCAACGACUUCGUUGAAUUCAGGUGCCAUGGAUCCUUGGAGUGCUUGCUUAUUUGCUUUCCUUGAGCGUGGACGAGUCCUUACACAUUGCCCUCUUGCUGUGACCCAUUCAUGGCCAUUUGUUUUCGGCAGAGUUACUACUCUUUUCACGGUUGUUGAUCCAACCCCUGUGUCAGACAACAGAGCUUCAUUGUUAAGAAGUAGUGCUGUUCCUCGACGUCCAGUUACCGAACGCGACGUUUACAUGCAUCUUUGGAAGAAUUAUGUUACUUUUGCAUACCGUGUGGUACCUCCUGCUCCUUGUCCGAGCGUGAGGUGCGCCUCACCUGACUUAAGUCUCAGCACAUCGGGAACCGACUCUUGUGAUAGCAGCGCCGCAUUGGCCUCCACUCGCCUGAGCGAUUCUAUGGAAGAUCUUCACCAGGCGGUAGCAGCGCCCACACCGCCAACUCCGCCUCUGCCGCCACUGGUGACCGCAACGCUACAAUCAGGAUUAGCGGCUAGAUUCACUCUUCCCUUGUCGUAUGGACGCAGAGACAAACAGCACAAGAGGACUAGUUCGUCACCAGAUUCUUUGAGUGCAGAAAGAGGUGACAGUAAGUCGCCUGGUGCACCAGCCGGUCCUGCUCCGGCAGCUCUGUAUAAAUUGACGGUUCCACUUUUACGAUGCGAAGCAGCUGAUGUGCGAGAUGCAGCAGCUGGAGCUCUGGGAAAAGUCAAUGCUGAAGCAUUGAAAGAUCUUAUGGAAGAAUUAGUUCCUUACAUUCGUGAAGCUGUUGACCGAAAACAAGAAAAUAUGAGACGUCGUAGACGUCGUGAUGCUUUACGAUUGCAGCUGGUACGGGUAUUGGAAUUAAUCGCCGAGUAUGGUACAUUUGGAAUAAGUCCAAGUGUUCUAGAUAGAGAAACAAUGUCUCUACAUCCAACAUUCGUGGAAUAUAUGGAAGGAGCCAGAUUAUAUCUAGAGAAUGAAACUAAGGAAGACAAAGACGCACCCGCCCAACAAGAAGUAAAAUUACAUUUCUGUGAUUUUAUCAGAAAAAUGAUCAAAAGUUUUUCUCUUGAAACUUGUACUACUUUAUUAAAGCGAGAUUUACGAAGUGGCCUUUUUAAUUUAUUUGCACCGUGGUCUGGGCCUUUUGCUAAGCCAUUAGGCUACACUCAAAGUCAUUCAUCCUCUGCAGAUGCAGAUGAAAAGUUACAAAUGUCGGCUUUGCAGGCAAUGAGCGCUUUGUUGUGCUGCGGCGGAUGUUUCGAUCCAUUAGCAUUAGCUGAAGAUGGAUCUUUGUACCCUUGGCUGGAUAUGCUAUUGUCGUCUACUGAUGAUAAGAUAUACCAGCUAGCUCGAGAAACUGCAGUGUUAUUAUUAGAAGCAAAUCCAGAUAUUGGACCACUUUUGGAUUGGGCUUUGGACAGAUGUUACACUGGACAGCCUCGUGUGGCUGAUGGAUGCUUUAUGGCCCUUGCCGCCAUAUUCAGUGCACGUGAAUAUCCUUGUGAUCACUACACUGCCGUUAUAAAUGUUACCUUGCUGAGUACUGGUUGUCCUCGUGCUGCAGUGCAUGAUACUGCUCUCCAACUUCUGCAGCUUUUGGAUCGAAGAUUUUUCGGAGAUGUAGGACCCCCUUUGAGUGAUGGCGACCAGCCCGAAUCAAUGGAAAUAAUUUCUGAUUCACGUCCUAUUAUUAAAUAA
This is a messenger RNA of Ctenocephalides felis (cat flea), 6847 nucleotides long. RefSeq names its product protein furry-like. The record is from RefSeq and is a predicted model, not a curated record. Gene Ontology annotation, cellular component: site of polarized growth; cell cortex. Lineage: Eukaryota; Metazoa; Arthropoda; Insecta; Siphonaptera; Pulicidae. The transcript has 34 exons. Gene Ontology annotation, biological process: cell morphogenesis; neuron projection development.